AGCUAUUAUUGAGUAGAGUAGGGAAUUAUUUAUGGGAGAAAGGGUAUUAGUGUUAGGAAGAUUGUUACUGUUUGUGUGCAUGUGUUUGUUUCCAAAUUUUUCUCCUAUUAAUUGAUACUAAACUCAAAGUAAAAGCUAGCAUUGACUUGAAGCAAAAGCAAGUGGUGAAAAGGAAGAUCUAGAAUGGCUUACCUUCCAAAGUGGCUAACUUUUCUAAAAGGCAAAGAGGUCAUUAUUGCUAAUGCUAUAAUUGCAAUAUUGACAAUUGGCGGGCAGCAGCUUUUCUCUUUUUUUACAUUCAGCUGCCCCUGCCAUGCUGGGCAGAACCUUAUCUAUGGGCUGGCUUUCCUAGGAGUUCCUGCACUGAUCCUUUUGAUUGUUGGUUUUGCUCUUAAUAACCAGACUUGGAGGCUUGUUACAGGCAAAAGAUCCCCUCUUCAGCAAGAGGGGACAUGCAAUCGCUUACUGCAAUGUAAACUCACUUGCUUUGUUUUGUGUAGCAUCACUGGGAGAGCACUGGUUGCUCCAGUAACAUGGCUAGCAGUUACUCUGAUAAAUGGCUCAUUUUACGUGUGUGCUGUGAGUGAGUAUGUCUCUGUGUACUAUUUUGGAGGUAAUCCUAACACCACUGCUAGUGAACUCAGAAAGAUACUGGCUGCGUUUCCUUGCAGUCAGUUAGUUCCUCCAGAGCUGAGUAGGGCAAGAGAUGAAGUGAUUCUCCUCCUCCGAUACCAAUCACAAGUGGCUGGCUGGCUUCUGAUUGCUGUGGUAGCCAUCACUGUUUUCCUGUCUUACUGCCUAGCAAGCUGUUUYUCUCCACUCAGCUUCCUACACUUCAGAUACUGGACCAACUAUGUCCACAACGAGCAGGAUCUCUUUGACGAAGCGAUGGACCAGCACUCCAGGCUCUAUGCCAUGCAGCAUGUGAGGAAGUUCUUUGGCUUUGCCCCAGGGCAUGAAAAUGUCAAGGAAAUCCGUAUUCCAUCCCUCCGAGAGUGGCAAGCCAUUUCAGGAUUGGCCUUUCUGAAACUGGUGGAUGAGGAGCAUUAUGACUACAGCCUCCUCCAUGACUGGGCCCUCAAAGAUUCUGUAGAUGGAAAAUACCUGAAGACUGAUGAGACCAGAACUUGAUUCCAAGAUCUCAGGGUCUCCAAUCAACACCCYGCAGAAAGCAGGAAUUUCUGUACUUUGAUAUUGUCCCUGAGCUGCUCUGGAGCUUUUUGAUGCUUUAUUACACUGAUACUUAAAAUUCAUAAACAUGUCUUGAUUGUGUUGUACUUCAGUGUGUUUACAGUCUCCUUUCCUGAUUACGUCCUACUCCUGUGGGAGGUCAUAGUCUUGUAUAUAAACUGCAGUGGACUGUACCAGAAAGCAGAGGGCUGCAGACUUUUACUUCUGCAAAAAAGAAUGUAUGUGCCCCUUUUCUGGGAGAGAUGGUUAUUCCCCAAUUUUUUCCCUUCACAUUUAAAAAUAUUUAAAAAUUAAUAGCAAAAUCUUGACUCACAUCCUAAAUGUGGUGAAUAAUUGAAUGCUAUGAGUCUGAUGCAGUUUGUA
Molecule: messenger RNA, 1554 nt
Organism: Nothoprocta perdicaria
Lineage: Eukaryota; Metazoa; Chordata; Aves; Tinamiformes; Tinamidae
Gene: CALHM4
Product: calcium homeostasis modulator family member 4
Exons: 2
Coding region: 184-1131 (315 amino acids)
Molecular function (GO): monoatomic cation channel activity
Source: RefSeq, a predicted model, not a curated record